GCUAUCUACACAACACGGAAGCGGAAGCGGAAACCAUUCAGCUAAGUUGUAUCUACGAAUCAUUCCUAUCUUGACGAUAAUUAAGUGAGGGGUUUCAUCCCAAUCCAAGAUGUUGCAGCCUUUGCGUUUAACCAAUUUGGAACUGCACCAGCUAUAUCCAUCAUAUGUAAGAUCUGUGGUGAUGCAGUAGGGAAGUUAUAAAGAGAGUCAAGGUAAAACCCUCUUAUGUUUUCAUUUUUGGUCAAACAAAGCCUUCAUCUUGUCAUUUGGUUUCGAAUAUAUCAAUAUUCGUGAGUUUGUUUUAUCGAGAUCAAUCUCAUCUUAUAGUCUUCAAUAUCUCGGUCAACAUUUUGGCGUCAAUCAACAUUAGCUCAAUGGCGAAUUCUUGGAGAGAAUUGGAUAUCGGUGUGAUUGGCGGUGGAAUAGGUGGUCUCGCUGCUGCAACAAGUUUACGACAAGCCGGACAUCGAGUCACAAUAUAUGAACGAGCGGAUUUCGCUGGAGAAGUUGGUGCUUCUAUAUCUUGUGCGGCGAAUGGCACAAAAUGGCUCGAGGAUUGGGGUGUCAAUAUCUCAAUUGGACGACCUGUGGUUCUAGAAAAACUUAUAUCGCAUGAUUGGAAAACUGGAGAGGUUCAAAAUGUCUAUGAUUUGGCCGACUACAAGAGUAGAUGGGGAUACGUUUAUAAUAUGUUUCACAGAGUCAACAUGCAUGAGAUGUUGAUGGACUCUGCUACAGGGUCAAAUCAUUCCGGCAUCCCAGCAAUCUUAAAAUGCAAUCACAAAUGCGCCGAGAUCGAUCAUGAACAAGGUGUGGUUACAUUUGAGAAUGGUCUAACAGUCAAACAUGAUUUGAUUAUUGGCGCAGAUGGUAUUGGGUCACAAGUACGCAAAACUCUAGGAAUUGUGCCGGAUCGAGAAUUAUCUACAUCUACAUGUUUACAUUGUAUCAUUGAAACAAAAGAUGCAAGGAGAUUAGGACUUCGAGAUCUAUCGCCGAAUAGUGCUAUCGAAUUUUGGGGUGGGCAAGGAAUUCACAAGAUUGUAUUUUCACCAUGUCGAGAUGGAGAAGUUCAUUCAUUCUAUUGUUUCUUUCCAACAAACGAAAGUCCUCAUGCCGGCGAAGGAUGGAAUAUAAAUCUUUCCGUUGAGGAUAUUCUCAGACCAUUUCCUGACCUCGAUCCGGAACUUCUUGCAUUAUUCAAGAACUCAACUGACGUAAAACCAUGGAGAUUAUUUGUUCAUCAACCAUAUCCAUAUUGGCAAAAGGGUACUACUUGCAUUCUCGGUGAUGCAGCACAUCCUAUGCUUCCAGAUCAAAGUCAAGGGGCAUGCCAGGCUUUAGAAGAUGCCGCUGCAUUGGGUAUAAUUUAUGGAAGGAAAUAUGGAUUUGCCAAUUCAAAAGCAACCAUUAGCGAGGGGUUAAAGUUGUAUGAACAAAUUCGUAAGCCUAGAGCUUCUCGAGUGCAAGCGGCUAGUGCUCGUGCUAGGGUAAAUAUUAAUGAACGGAUCGGAUUUUCAUCGAAUACCAACAACCCUAAUUACAAAGUAUUGGAUGAAAAGAAGAAAUUGACAAUUGAGGAGAUGAAUGAAUAUGAUAUGGGUUUGGAUAUCGAGAGACAUGCUUCGGGUACACAACCAGAAGUCGAGAUGAGGGCUAGCUUAUAGGCUCAAGUACUUGCUGUUCUGGGUUUCGGGGGUAGUAUAUCGAGGAGUAUAUCAAGGAGUUAUCAAGGAGUUAUCAGGGAGUCAUCAAGGAGUCAUCAAGGACCACAUUAAGGAGUUACCAAGGACAAGGACUCAUCAAGGACUCAUCAAGGACUCAUCAAGACCCUUAAUUUCUGGAUAUUUUAGAUGGCAUAAUUCACA
Molecule: messenger RNA, 1868 nt
Organism: Botrytis cinerea B05.10
Lineage: Eukaryota; Fungi; Ascomycota; Leotiomycetes; Helotiales; Sclerotiniaceae
Exons: 2
Coding region: 375-1667 (430 amino acids)
Molecular function (GO): monooxygenase activity; FAD binding
Source: RefSeq, a predicted model, not a curated record